This is a messenger RNA of Miscanthus lutarioriparius, 2508 nucleotides long. The record is from the annotation of a GenBank genome assembly. Lineage: Eukaryota; Viridiplantae; Streptophyta; Magnoliopsida; Poales; Poaceae.
AUGACCAAGGCGGCCGCCGCUUCGAAACCAUGGCAGCCGGCGGUGCUGGACGCCGAGUUCUCGCCGCAGGUGGCCGAGCUGCUCCAGACGGACCACGGCCGCAGGGACCUGUCCUCCCGCGUACGCCGCAGAGACGAGGGCCUCAGGGCCGCGGUCAAGAAGCACCUGCUGGCGCUGGGGUGGACGAUCCUGUCCAGGCCCAACGCCGCCAUGUUGACGAGGCUCCGCUACAAGGCGCCAGAUGACGACAAGUCCUACUGCUCCCUGCCGGACCUCAUCAUCGAUAGAGCCGCCGCCUCUCACCUCAUCGUCGAUAGCGAUAACGCCGCCGCCGCCGCCGCCUCCGCCUCUCAGUUUGAACAGCAGCAGCAGCAGCAGCAGCAGCAGCAGCAGAUUAUUCCGCCACAGACCAAGGACUCCAGCAGGGGCAGCAGCAGGGAGCAAGAAGAAGGCGACGAUGAGGAAGUCGAUGAUGACACGGAGGAGGAAGACGACGAUGAGCCAGCGGAGGAGGAAGACGGCGGCAAUAACGACCAGAAGAAGGACGCCGUCAUUGCCGAGUACAUCGCGCUCAUGGCGACAAACGAUCGGGCCAGGGGCCGCAGGGCGAACCGUCUGCGCGACAGCGCCAAGAGGCACCUCCUGUCGACCGGGUGGACGUUCUGGAUGAAGCUCAAGAGCAACGGCAGGGAGGAGCUGCGCUACAGGGCGCCCACCGGACGCUCCUACAUCUCCCUCCACACCGCCUGCCAGGCCUUCAAGACCAGCCGGCAAGCCGCGUUGCCGACGACGGCCUCGGCCUCGGCUUCCAACAGCAGCAGCAAGAUUGAUAGACGCCGGGUGCAUGCGACUCCUGCCACCAUACUGCGUGCUGUGCGCCCCAGCAGAGUUGGAGACGAAGACGGCGGCACCAGCCAUUGCCGCCCGGUUGUGAUGAUCAGGAAGAAAAGGAAACUAUCCGAACUGAUCGGCGACGGCAGCGACGACGCCGUGAACGUGACGAUGAAGAAAUGCACCACCAUCAAGAAGAAGGAAACGUGCUGUCAAGUGGUGGGCGCCGGUGGCACCCAGCUGAUCAAGAAAUCCAUCACCACGACCACCCUGACCAGGAAGAAGAGGAGGAAGAAAGCAACCGCCUCCAAGAGCCAAGCGCGCGUCCUGCGGCCCAACAGCACGGCGUCGGCGUCGGCGUGCCAGCGUCGCUCGCGGACGCUCCUGUCCGUGCUCAUCGACAAGGACAUCGUGGUGCCGAGGGACAAGGUGACGUACAGGGCGGCGAGGCACGGGCCGGCGGCGAGGGACGGGUUCAUCACCUGCGAGGGGAUCAGAUGCAUGUGCUGCAACAACACCUUCACGGUGGCAGAGUUCGCGGCACACGCCACCGCACGCCGGGGGACCGUGACCGACCGCCGUGAGGCCUGGGCAUGUGUGUUCCUCAAGGACGACAGGUCCCUGUCGCAGUGCCUGGUGGAGCUAAUGAAGCGCGACGUCGCCGUCGUCGCGGCUAGGAAUGGCGGCGUGAGGGUGAAGGAGAAAUGCAGCGACCCGGAGGGCGACUCGGUGUGCUCCAUCUGCAACGACGGCGGCGAGCUGCUGCUCUGCGACAACUGCCCGUCGGCGUUCCAUCACGCCUGCGUUGCCCUGCAGGCCACUCCGGAGGGCGACUGGUUCUGUCCGUCAUGCAGAUGCGGCGUGUGCGGCGGCAGCGACUUCGAUCACGAUACCACCGCUGGGUUCACGGACAAGACCAUCAUCUACUGCGAGCAAUGCGAGCGUGAAUGUCAUGUGGGAUGCGUGAGACGCCGAGGUUCCGAGGAAGAAGAAGACAGCGCAGCGGAGUGGUACCGGCGACUAGAGGAACAAGGACACUGGCCGUGGCUUUGCAGUCCCGAAUGUAGCAAGGUAUUCCAGCAUCUGCAGGGCCUUGCUGCGGCGGCCAUCCCCACUGCAGUAGAAGGCGUAUCACUCAACAUUCUGCGCCGGCGGCGACGACAACAACAGCAGGAGGAGGAGACGACGGACGCCGCAGAGCACGGGCAGCUGUGCUCCGCGCUGGACGUGCUCCACGAGUGCUUCGUGACCCUGAUCGAGCCCCGCACGCAGACGGACCUCACCGCCGACAUCGUCUUCAACCGAGAGUCGGAACUGCGCCGCCUCAACUUCCGCGGGUACUACGUGGUGGGCCUGGAGAAAGCCGGCGAGCUCAUCACCGUGGGGACGCUGCGGGUGUUCGGGACCGACGUGGCGGAGCUGCCUCUGGUGGGCACCCGCUUCGCGCACCGCCGCCAGGGCAUGUGCCACCUCCUCGUCACGGAGCUCCAGAAGGUGCUGCGACAGGUGGACGUCCGCAGGCUGGUGCUGCCCGCCGUGCCGGAGCUCCUGCCCAUGUGGACAGGCUCACUGGGCUUCCACCCCAUGACCCACUCCGACAUGAUGGAGAUCGCGGCGGAGCACGCCAUCCUGAGCUUCCAGGGAACCACCAUGUGCCAAAAGAGUCUGCUUGCCUAG